Dictyostelium discoideum AX4 is the source of this 399-nucleotide messenger RNA. RefSeq lists its product as hypothetical. Gene Ontology annotation, molecular function: NADP+ nucleosidase activity. The transcript has a single exon. Bases 1 to 399 code for a protein of 132 amino acids. The record is from RefSeq and is a predicted model, not a curated record. Lineage: Eukaryota; Evosea; Eumycetozoa; Dictyosteliales; Dictyosteliaceae.
AUGUUAAUUAAAUUAAAAAUCGAUAUGAUAAUAGUACCACAAAAUGAUAAUAGCGAAUUUACUAAAUCAAUAGAUACCAUUGAAAAAGAAGUUAAGAAAUGUGAUUUUUGCAUUAUUUUAAUUACAUAUGAAAAUAGAUUUUUUAAAAAGACUAAUAAUUUUUUUGAGGCCUAUCAAGAAAUGGUACAACCAAAUUUAAGUUUAUUACUUGAAAUGGGUUAUUUAAUUAGUCACUUUGGUAAACAAAAAACAAUUAUAGUCGAGUUUUCACCUAUUGAAAAAGAUCAAAUUAAAAAAACAACUCAAUUCAACAUAGAUCCAACUUUAAUUCAUUAUCAAUCUUUUAAUACAAAUUUAAUAAUUGAUGAAAUUUUAAAAAUGACAAAUAAUAUAAAUUAA